AUGUCUCUGAAAGUUUUGUUAACGACAAUCUACGUUGUUUUCGUGUUUCUCUGUAACAAUCAAGUGACAUCGACUGGUAUUCACAGCCUUCGUUAUUAUGGCUAUAAUACACCAAUGGAGAUUGAACACAGAUAUGAUGCAGAUUUAUUUUUGAAGGGGACAGAAACCUCACCGAAUAAUAUCACUGAGGUCACGACAAACGAAGCAGUUAACAAAUCAUCAAAGAAUAUACGGUUACCUCAGACUGUAUUUCCACAUUUCUAUGAUCUACGCCUUCAAGUUCACAUUCAUGGAAAUUCUGAUACUCAAGACUUCUAUAUUAAUGGAUCUGUGACUAUAAAGAUUCAGUGUUUAGCAGCAACUGCAGAUCUCUUUGUUCAUGCUUAUCCGAAUCUUAAUGUCAGUAUGGAUCAAAUCAGAGUGAGUGAUUCAAUAUCUGCUUAA
Messenger RNA from Trichobilharzia szidati, 444 nucleotides. The record is from the annotation of a GenBank genome assembly. Lineage: Eukaryota; Metazoa; Platyhelminthes; Trematoda; Strigeidida; Schistosomatidae.